This is a messenger RNA of Ictalurus punctatus (channel catfish), 2296 nucleotides long. It is a transcript of the gene abhd10a, whose product is annotated as abhydrolase domain containing 10, depalmitoylase a. Gene Ontology annotation, molecular function: palmitoyl-(protein) hydrolase activity; hydrolase activity, hydrolyzing O-glycosyl compounds. Gene Ontology annotation, cellular component: mitochondrion. Gene Ontology annotation, biological process: protein depalmitoylation. The record is from RefSeq and is a predicted model, not a curated record. The transcript has 5 exons. NCBI's taxonomy places the organism in Eukaryota, Metazoa, Chordata, Actinopteri, Siluriformes, Ictaluridae. Bases 115 to 972 code for a protein of 285 amino acids.
GGAAGAAGAAGCAGAAGAAGAAGCAGCGGCAGAAAACGCAAGACAAACUACCGAAGAGGAAGAAGACUUGUCCUGUCCCUAAUAAUAUCCUCUACGGAUAAUAAUUAUGUGAUUAUGGCCUCUGUGUUGAUUCGGAAUUACUGUAAACUCCGUCACAUAAACAGCAGGACUUUCUCCUUCAUGUCGCAGCUCUCAGGAGUCAGAAAUAAAAGUACGAUCCAGUAUGCCACGCGUCCCGGCCUGCCCAAACUCGCCUACAGGAAGCUGAAGGGGAAAAACCCCGGGGUCGUGUUCCUCCCCGGCUUCGCCUCCAACAUGAACGGCCAGAAAGCCGAAGCCCUGGAGGAGUUCUGCAAAUCUUUAGGUCACUCGUACCUCAGGUUUGAUUAUUCGGGCUGCGGAGCGUCGGAGGGGAAAAUUUCGGACUACAACAUCGGCGCGUGGAAGAAGGACGUCUUGUACGUGCUGGAUGAGUUAGUGGAAGGACCUCAGAUUUUGGUCGGAUGCAGUUUGGGCGGCUGGCUGAUGUUGCUCGCUGCUCUGGCGAGACCGGAGAAGGUCGCCGCCCUGGUGGGCAUCUCCACAGCUGCAGAUCAUUUUGUCACCGCCUACAACGAGCUUCCUAUCCAGACGAGGAAGGAGAUCGAGGAGCGCGGGUUCUGGUCGUUCCCCAGCCGCUACAGCGUCGAGGGCUCGUACGCGCUGAGCCUGGACUUCCUGCGGGAGGCGCAGUCUCACUGCGUGCUGCAGUGCCCCAUCCCCGUGUCCUGCCCCGUGCGGCUCAUCCACUGCCUGCAGGACGCCGACGUCCCGUGGCACGUGUCCAUGCAGGUGGCCGAGCGCGUCCUCAGCAGCGACGUCGACGUCGUCCUGCGCAAACACGGCUGCCAUCGCAUGUCCGAGAGGGACGACAUCAAGCUCAUCGUCUACACCAUCGACGACCUCAUCGACAAGCUCACCACGCAGGAGUGAACCACACAGUGGGCGGGGCCUCUGCUCCACAGCAACGGACGUCCGGUCCAAUCAGAGCUCAGCGUGGGCUUGAUUUGAGUGUUCUACUCAGUCUAGCUUGGAGAUUGGGCUACAGAUAUCCCCGCUAGAUUUGUUACGGAGCGUUUAUCUUUAACACUUUAUUCACACUUUCUCACACGCAUGUUUGAGAGCUACGCUUGUAAAUCCACUCGUGAAUAUUUAUCACUGUUAAACCUGAGCACUAGCUACCUAGCAAAAAGCGCUAAAAACACUUGCUACUUUCACACAGGAUUGGGUUGCUAGCUGAUUAUCUAGAUCAAAAGUUUAUUAGCUAGCGACGCAUGUUCAGGUUCUGCUCUGGAGUAUCUGGCUGGGGAAAAAGCUACGUAAUGCUACCUAGCUGUGUUGCGUCUACAUUCUCUCUGAAAUGAAAUCAUUAGUGAGGAAAACAUCGACAUGAAAACGCGUGAGAAGUAACAUGGUGUUAACGCGCGCGACUCCACGUUAUCACGUGAGUUUGUGUGUGUGUGUAACUUGUAACGAGGUAGCUGUACGCAGAAGGUGGGAUGAGGUUUUUUGUUUUAUUAUUAUUAUUAUUAUUAUUAUUAUUAUUAUUAUUUUGCGUUAAGAGGCUGCUCAGUAAUAAAAGCGCAGGGUUGCUGUGCUGUGUAUCGCGGUUUAAUGUUUUAUUUCAGUAUUUAGGUGAUUUAUUUACUUUAUUUUUUUUAUACAUAUUCAGUAUUUUGUGUUGCUUUUUGAGGAGGAAAGUUUUUGAUGUGAUUUUUUUUUUUCAUGUCAGUAAUAAAAUUGGGUUUUUUUUUUUUUUUUAGGUCAAAGUGUAUAUUCUAAAAGUAAGCAGUAAAUAUAUUUCACUACAGCUGUAAACAGUUUAGUGUGUGUGUGUGUGUGUGUGUGUGUGUGUGUGUGUGAUUAUCAUUUUGUAAUAACACUGUAAGUUUCACUUAUACACUCAGCUGCCUGGUUUUAAUCAUCACAUUUCCACAGAUUGUAGUUAAACACGUUUUAUCGUUAAAGCUGUUGCCAUGGAGACGGCCCGCCCACCGACGUGCGCUCGGAUUUUUGUGUUAAAAAAUGUUCCUCUCUCCUCCUGCUGGGAUUUUCCACGUUGGCGAGUCUGUUUCAGAGACGCCUGUGUGUUCACUGUUCAUAUGCUGUUCUGCUGUAAGAGUGGGGUGUGUGUGUGUGUGUGUGUGUGUGUGUGUGUGUGUGUGUGUGUGUGUGUGUGUGUGUGUGUGUCUGAAUCAGUGUCUCUGUAGCCCCUGGACAUAAAGAGGAAUUUUAAUAAUAAAGAAGUGAAAGAUGA